Molecule: messenger RNA, 1984 nt
Organism: Caenorhabditis angaria
Lineage: Eukaryota; Metazoa; Nematoda; Chromadorea; Rhabditida; Rhabditidae
Source: the annotation of a GenBank genome assembly
AUGAAAAAACUCUCACUCACUGAAUUCAGUGAUGCUCUCGAAGAUAACCUGGGAAAAUAUAAAUAUUGUUAUGAUAAUGAAGAAUGUGGAACUGGUGAAUAUUGUGAUAUUGGAGAAGAAGAUGGAAAUACAAAUGGAAAUAAAACACUUGGAUUGAAAUAUUGUUUCAAAAGUCCCGGUGAAGAAUAUUUGUAUGAAAAUGCGGCUCCGGAAUUAUGUAAGAACACAACUGAAUGUGGUCAAGGUUAUUGUAAAUAUUUCAGUGGAACAUAUGGAUUAUGUGUAUCAUUUCGUGAGUUGAGCAAACCUAAGAAAUAACCUUCACAAUUUUGAAUUUCAGCAAUUUGUCCACAUGAUUUGGCAUCUUUAGAUGAAGGAAAUGAAUGUAAAAACGUUACUCUUUGUUCAGAAUUAGGAGGACAAUGUGAAAAAGCAUUGCACGAUGACCGUAAAGCUUGUUGCCCUCGACUCUAUUGCAACGACGGAAUAACAACUUUAUACAAGCAGCCAGCAUUUAAUGAUCCAAGUUGUGAUAAAAGCAAAUCUCAUAAUUUGAAUGGGAAAUGUUGCCCGAAUUCUGGAGGUGAGAUAGUACUCCACAGGCAAUUACAGAUCAGUUUAUUAUUAGUCUAUUAUUGACUUAUUUUGAAAAUAGGUCGAAUAUAGGCUAAUACGGUACCUAUUAUUAGUCAAAAUCGAUGGAAUUUUCUAAAUCUAGCCCAAAGUGAGCAAAAGCUGCUUUAUGAUCAAUUUGAAAGUGAGAAAUAGGAAAUUACAUCCAUCUAACAAUUCUAGACGUCCAGAGAUCCCUAAAAUUCAGAUUUAUUUUUGACUAAUAAGUUACUAAUAAUUACUAAUAAGCUUGUUAUUAGUCAAAAAUGAGUGUGAAGUUUAGGGAUCUCUGGACCUGUGAUUGAACUCUAGAAUUGUUAGAUGAAUGUAAUUUCCUAUUUCUCACUUUCAAAUUGAUCCUAAAACAGCUUUUGCUAAUUUUGGGCUAGAUUUCGAAAAUUGCAUCGAUUUUUGACCAAUAAUAUGUACCGUAUUAGCCUAUAAUAAGCCAAAAUUGAAAAUAAGUCAAUAAUAGACUAAUAAUAAACUGAUCUGUAAUCGCCUGUGUCCACUGAAUAAGUUACUAAUUAUAUUUUACAGUGAGAUUGGGUCAAGUUGCUGAUACUCGAAAUAAAUGUAAAUACGGUGUUCUUGUUGUUCCUGAAAAACAAUGUCCAUGUCAAGUGGCAAAUGAACAAGAAAUAAUUACACAAUGGUGUGAUGAGAAAUCGAAAGUAUGUUGUGAAAUCAAUAAAUUUGAACAAUAUUUCAAAAUGUAUUGUCCGGAUGCAAGAACACCACUUUAUUUACAACCAACAUGUAAUGCAACAAAUAAAUCGUGUGAAAAUAUGGGAGGAAUUUGUGUUGAAGAAAGAUGUUGUCCCAAAUGUAAGAUAUUUUUGGAAAAGAAAUUUAAAAAUCUAUUUUUUCCAGUAUUGUUCAAUGAAAUUGAUAGAAAAUACAAAGGACUUCCAGAAAAAACAUUCAAAACUGAAGUAAGUUGUUCAAUCGAAAAGCCAACAAGUUUACGAUGGGCAUAUACAUUUUGUGAUGUUAUUACCAACAAACUUUGGAUUCUUGGAAAAUAUAACAAUUUUGGACAUGAAAAUGUUUUGGUGCCAACUGAAUGCCAAACAAUUGAAGAUUGUGAUCGAAUUAACAAUCGACAAGAUCAAUAUUGUGUUAUGGAUUCAGUUGGAAAAACAUUUUGUGUUGGAUCACCGGUGAGUUCAUGAAACUAGAAGUACUUAUAUUUUUGGAAUUGUUCCAGUAUAUCCCUGAGCCACAACCUGGCCAAGCUUCUAUUUGGCAUUAUAAUAUUGCUGUAACAAUUGUAUUUUUCGUUGGUUUAACCAUUAUUUUUAUAAUGAUGAGUGUUAUUAUGGUUAAAUGGAUAUGUGAGAGAAGAAGACGUUUGGAACAAUUCCACUGA